AGCUAUGUCAAAUCUGUGAUGCGACACAGACCUUCCUGACACACUUUUUGGUUGAACUUAAAUAAACUGAUUUAAGGAAAUUCUAGGAUUUGCUCUUAAAGAGAAUCCAAAAAUACUCAGCCAUGGCUCAGGGAUACAUUACAAGUUAUAUAAAUGACUAUCGAAGGCAUGACGAAAAACGAGAGCCCCCAAUCAUUCCUGGCGAUAUGAGAUUCGAUUGUGAUGAUGACAAAGCACUUUGGAUGGACGAAAGUGAGUUUGGAGUUGGAGACAUAUCGGACUUAACCAAAGGCGCAGCCAUGUUGAAGAUGAUGCGAAUGAGAAGGAUGAUAAGUACCUACCGACAACACUAUUGUGAAGAGAAACCCAAACAGGAUGGAUCUGAAGAGAUGGAAAAAAAGCCUUUUGCUGAAGAUCUGGGGUUUGAAAACGCCUUGUUAGAGAACUGUAAGAUCCUUUACGGGAGGAAGACAAAAAAGUUGUUGCCCCCCGUAACCACUAGUAGACGUAUCAACGGAUACAUGAGGAGUUCUAGGUUCUACACGCCGCUAACAGUGUAUCAAAAAGUACAUGGACAAGUUGGUUAUAAGAUUCUAGAGAGAAACCAACAGCAGCAAUAAAGUGUUCGAACCUCCAUCGUUAAUUCAUUCCACUGCUAGCUAAACUUAUGCAGAGGACAUUCCGACAGAAUAUGCUGCGGCUCCACCUCAUCAAGAUGUGCUUAACGUUGAGACUAUCUUCAAGGUGGUUCAUCACGUUUUACAAAGUCAUUAUAAUCUAAGUAAUAUCUACUUUUUGAUGAUAGUGUGGAUUUGUAUGUAUUUGUAUGUUGCGAUAGUUCAGAUCUUAGCCAUAGUUUUAAAAAUUCACAACAUUAUGUGAUGUCUCAG
Messenger RNA from Acanthoscelides obtectus, 890 nucleotides. Lineage: Eukaryota; Metazoa; Arthropoda; Insecta; Coleoptera; Chrysomelidae. The record is from the annotation of a GenBank genome assembly.